AUGCUCCUUCUUUUCCUGGUUUCGACAUGGCUCCGCCUAAUCGCUGGGGCACCGCCGCCACCUGAUAGCCUUUGGCAGAUCUCCCCGCCUCUGAACUACAGCGACGUUCUCUACGCAGGAUGGGAACAAAUACCCGUCCAGAAGGAGAUCCAGAUUUACAAUGGAGUUGUCGAAAACCGAACCUACGCUCAUCACCCGGAACUCUUCUCUGUUGGCUCAAGCGUUUUUCUCAUCUACUCUUCAGCUCCGGUUGACGAGGAUAGCAUGGGGCAAGAUGUCUGGAUAUCAACAUCCAACGACAGCGGUCUCUCGUGGAGCACAGGCAAGAGCUUGAUGCCGGCCGCCUUGCUUCCUAACCAGACAGAAGCGUACAAUUGGAAGUACUGGUGCGAUCGCGGGAUUGCGCAGCGAGCGUGGCAGGCUCUUACGUUUGUGCAUCUCUCCGAUGGAUCGCUUUACGCGAUAGGGCAGUCCGGCAGUCGCUGGUGUCCCGGCCGGUGGACGUCGGCUGGCCGCAUUGCGGUUGAGAUCUCGCUUGAUGGAGAGCCUCUUCAGGACCCUUGCUGGAUUGAGAAGAACGAGUGGACUGACUCGGAACUGUACGCGGAAACCGUUUACGGCACGGAAUACGGCAUGAAACACUGCGCCCGCGCUUGUGAGAUCAACUCGAUACUUCGCAGGCCAGAUGAGGCUCCUGCGUGGUCACCGUGGUUGUACAACAACGGCCUCUUCGCCGCUGACGGCAUUCAUCAGAUGGAGGAGCAGACUUUUGCAGUGUGGCAUGACGAUGCAGACUCGCCAACAGGAGGUUACUGGCAGCGCCACUGGCGAGACAUUACCACGGAAGCGAACAAUACCCACUCCGUCUGGGUUGAGUACAACGACGACCCCGAAGGCGACGGCUGGUAUCCAAAAGUGAAGAACAAGACGGGAAACAAGAUUUACCAGACUAACAUCCCGGACGCGAAGACCAAACAAUUUCUCGGGCAGAUAGACACCGGGGACAGAUUCCUUCUGUCGAACCCAAGGUACAACGCUGCCGACCCUCAGCGCCAACCGCUAACGCUUGCGGUGUCUCGAGGAAACGAUCAAAGGUACAAGGCAAUCGGAGUGCUGCGAACCAAUGCGACGAGGGAGAUUGUGCCAGAUACGCGGGACGGGAUUAAGAAUCGGGCAUUCGGGUUCAGCUAUCCCACAGCAGUGCAAGUCGGGGAUAAGCUGAUCAUUGCAUACAGCGAGAACAAGGAGAACAUUUGGGUCAGCGUUGUUGAUGUCAAUGUAUUGCCGCAAGAAGAGCCUGUGAGUUGA
Molecule: messenger RNA, 1308 nt
Organism: Colletotrichum siamense
Lineage: Eukaryota; Fungi; Ascomycota; Sordariomycetes; Glomerellales; Glomerellaceae
Exons: 1
Coding region: 1-1308 (435 amino acids)
Source: RefSeq, a predicted model, not a curated record